UACAGGUGGUUUAGAUUUAUGUUUUUACAUAAGACAGUUGUAGAGUAUGUCAGCAAGGGUUUGCUGGUAGCAUACACGUUUCAGAGUAAUUAGAAAUGAAGCCUUUUGAGGAAAUUAGGGUGCCCCAGCCUCCAAGAGCCCGAGUGUUGUUAUGGGCAGAUCUAAAGCAGAGUGACUUAGAAGAGCUUGAGAGGACCAAGUCUAUACCAGAGAUUGAAAGGAUUUUAUGUCGUGCAUUGGUCCCGGAUGUGCCUGAGCCCAAGCGGAGAAUACUGCUCGAGCUCUACACAAAUCAAGUGUUGUUAUGCAAGGAGAAACAUUUCAACAGGGAACAAACUUCUGUUCUCAUUUCCAUUGUCAAGAAUGUGCAUCAGUUUAACACAGAAACACCCCUUAACAACACAGAUCACUGUUUUAACUACUGCAGUGAACUUCUGCUUUGUCAUUCAGUCAGAAGGCCUCCCUUCAGUAUUGAUCUUUUCAACGCUGAUCAAGUGACAGAGAUUUUAACCAAUUUUAUCAACACAUAUAUAAGACACUAUUUUUUAUACAAAUACAUUUUUACACCAGAGGUACAUUUGGAUUUAUCAUUGUCCUAUGUUGGAAUACCUGAGCUCACAGGUGAAGAGGAAAUUGCCAGAUCUGAAAUUGCUGCAGAUGAUGCAAGAGAAUUUGAAAGGGAGAUAGUGAUGGAUGAAGAUCAACAAAGUGCUGCAACACCAAUAAUGAAGACAACAGAGACAGACAAUCCUAAACAAGGUUCCACACCAAAGUCUGAGGUCAGGACUAUAGUUCAAAAGGAGGUGAGAGAAGAAGUGAUGCGCUUGAAUGCUCAGCUACAAAAAAGGCUGCAGGAAAGUGCCGAGCAGCUUAAUGGUGUCCUUAGUAAACUUGAGGCCAACAUUCAAGUUAUAAAAUAA
Molecule: messenger RNA, 920 nt
Organism: Triplophysa rosa
Lineage: Eukaryota; Metazoa; Chordata; Actinopteri; Cypriniformes; Nemacheilidae
Gene: cfap119
Product: cilia and flagella associated protein 119
Exons: 9
Coding region: 96-920 (274 amino acids)
Source: RefSeq, a predicted model, not a curated record